AUGGUGGAUAGCCUCUAUGACAGGUUCAUCACCAAUGACACCAGGUCGUCACGAGUACGCGCACCGACACCAUCACCAUUGGUUCCUUCGCCUAGCGAGCUCGCAUGUCGCAUCAUCAUGCGAUUCAUUUGCGACCAAAGUAGUUCUUCCCAUGCCUAUGACCUUCUAGAAGUGGAAUUCUCGGAUGAUCCAACAUUGUUGGCCCACUGGGAGUCUGCUUUGGACGCCAUCGUGGAGGCCGAUACCCCUGAGGACAAACUUCAGGUCUUUACCAAUCUGACAUUGGCACCACCAGCAGCCUCAGAUCAGCCUCCUCGAAGAGUUGGAGUUGUCAGUCAGCCAACAUCGAUUACUCAAGACAUCGAGAUAGCGUCAGUGUCUAACCUCCCGACAUGGCUUGUCACAGUACCCUCUACGCAAUUGAAAAACAAGGGCUUUGAGGUCUACACACAUUCUACCCUUCCAGGCCAUCUGUGCGUCAAGGCCAAGGACACCUAUGCUAUUAGGAACGCUUGGCCCUCCUCCCAUGGCAGCUGCUUUUUUGACGUCAUCUUUCUCCCUCCGGAAGAUCAGUCCACUGUCGAACACAGCAUGGCGAUCCCUGGUUGGUAUCACCCCCAAGCUGACACUCUCAGAGUGUUAUUUCCAUCUAGGGCCCACUCAGGACUGGGUAUCAGGAAGGAUCCCAGUGUACCGCGUCUUCACAAUCCUCUCGAUGGCGUCUCAACCUCUGUGGGUCGAAGGAAGACCUACAUGCAUGGCCUUCUGGCGCUCGACCUGCGUAGAACCGCAGUGACUGAGAUCACACUUCCCAUCCCAGAGAGCAUUAGACUUCAUAAGGAGUCGAGAUGCAAUCCUGUGUUUGUACAACGUACAUUGCAUGCAUACGCCGCCCAACACUGGAUAGAAGGUGAUUUAGUGAGAGUUAGAGCGGGGGAAAUGGUUGGAUGCACAGCUAAGAUUGACUGUGUUGACAUGAGCACCUAUUCGGCAUCAGCGUACAUGCAGGAAUCAGUGCAAGUAGAGAAUAUCUCCCUUAAACCACUAAUGUUCUCCCUCUCUGAUCUGGAGAGGAAAUUUCGCAUGGGGGACAAUGUUCGUGUGCUCGAUAACAGUAUAGCAGCGCCACAACUCAAGGGGAAAACUGGAAUGGUUGUCCAAGUUGAUGACGACACCGUUGUUGUACUCGACCAGUCUUCUGAAUCGGAAUUCACCGUUGGAUUUGAUUCUUUGGCGACCUUCAUUGGGAGUAUAAGCAAACAGGGUCCCACGAACACUUCAAUCUGCAAUGACACUCCAAUGAAAGGUGACCAGGUCGUUGUAACCGAGGGCAUUCAUGUCUGUGAAUUUGGGGAAGUCAAUGGGGUUGACACCAUCACACAGAUGGUUUCAUUCUUCUCGUUUUCACGACAGAAGAUCAUAACAGUGCCGAUAAGGGAAACGGCCUUCACUCCCAAUCCUGCUGCCCUUCAACAUACUCAUGAGCGUGGAUACAAUGUUGUAGCUGGCGAUAAUGUUCAAGUAGUCAGAGGUGACCAACUCCAUGUGUCAGGCACAGUACUGCGAGUUGAUUUGACUAAUAAAAUGUUGACAUUCAAAGACACACCCCACACCGAGUGCACUAUCUCUAUUGUAUAUGUUGUGAGAAUCAGUGGGCGUGGAGAUUGUGAGCCAAUGCAGCACCUUGUCGGCAAGGAGGUCUUUAUCAUACAAGGUGCUAUGAAAUCCUACCGAGGUACCUUGCAAUUGCUCUCCUGGGACACAUGCAAGGUUGCAUUUCAAGGUCGGAUAGAAGAAUUCCUGCGAACCUAUGUCGUCAGCUGGAUAGGAGUUCUCCUUAAUGGUUCUCGCUUGCCUCAGAAUCAGCAGCAGGAAUUCAACAAUUUAGUUCGAUCUUCGUUCAUCCGGCCCCCACAUAUCACCCCCCAAAAAACUCCUCAUCACUCGCCUCUUCCUGAUGAGUCACAUCCCAAUCAGCCUGCUCCCGCCAUAAUGGAAUCACUUUGGGAUGCCCCCAUGGACUCAUUAGAGAUUGAUUGGUGUCAAGAGGAUGCUAGCAGUGUCCCCCGUCAAGACCCUUGGGUAUUCAAUGAGGAUGACAGGGAAGAACGCCGAUUGUAUCCUCUCGAUGCAAGUUCCUCUUCCUCUCCUGGUAUAGCCCCAUCAUCUCAUAUUCGAUCUUCUCCCGCUCACAUAUUGCUCACAGCCGACAGUCCCACUGCUGUGAUUGUCCAUAACCCCCUCAUCGCUGCAUUGUGCUGCUUGGUCAAAGAUGGUGAAAUCGCCAUCAGAUAUUCCUCCAGAACGAAGAACACAGGAUUGAAGAUUGGUACAAUUAGCCUUGAAGAUAUUGCCCCGGAACCACCUUCAGGACCAAAUAAGAAGUUCACUUUAAUACGGGGUGACUUCAUAGGGAGCGUUCAUACAAUGGGGAAGACCCCAAAGGACAAGUCAAAGAUAACUACUGCAGAAGGGAAGACCAUCCCAAUGGUUUCUCUAGACAGUUGUUCCUCAAUAGAGACCAUAAUUAAUAAGCAACAGCUUGUCUUGUUGCAACAAGCACAGGCUCGAGUGAUUUCUGACUGGAUAUCCGACUUUUUGUUUCAAGUUCAGGAUGCUAACAAUUCAAUCGCACCAAUGCCAUCUCAGGAAACACUUGGCCCUAUCACGACACGGUUCAAUCCAUAUGCAAGACCUUCACCAUGCCCAUGCUCUCACUUCUUGAAGAAGUACGAAAUCCAGGAACUAAAGUGGGGUAUCAGGGCAUCGAUGAAGUCCUAUGAGUGUGAGCUUCAGCGACAUCAAGACAACGACGUAUGGAUGGGAUCUGAUAUGGAUCUUGACCGGCCCAUCACUAGUAGUGGAACAUAUGGCUGUGCGGACACUGUUAUGGCAGAUGACGAGAUCGAACACCUGUCCAUCGUUUCAAUGACCAAGAUCCGCAGUGAGGGUCGGUGGUACCAAUAUCAGUCACCGAAGAAAAGGAAAUUUAUUUGCGACCUGCACAAAGGUGUUAACAAAUAUAUUGAUCGUCACUGUAAGGGGAAACAUAUGAGAACUAAUCAAUUACGCAAGCGCAUAUAUAUUGCGCUACAAGCCGCAUUGCUGGAGGUAGAUGUUGACGAGAUCAUGUUGCCUGAGGAGAGUUCUGAUGAAGUACAAACCUAUGAGGGGUUUCAAGAGGACUACCUCAUCUCACCUGCUGUGGCACAACGAAUCCUGGACGGAGUCGAUUAUCUUAUACCUAAAGAAGUGAAACGCAGGCUGAGGUUCCUGGGAACUGCACUAUGCGGCAAGUUAUUAGCUCCAGGGACCAUCUAUAAGACAGGUGGGUUUACAGACCUUCCAGCACACCAUUCUGACAUAGAAAAGGAUACCCUGUCACAAUGCCAGGAAAUAUUUCCGACUGAUUAA
Suillus discolor is the source of this 3414-nucleotide messenger RNA. RefSeq lists its product as uncharacterized. The record is from RefSeq and is a predicted model, not a curated record. The transcript has 13 exons. Lineage: Eukaryota; Fungi; Basidiomycota; Agaricomycetes; Boletales; Suillaceae. The coding region runs from base 1 to 3414 and encodes 1137 amino acids.